Molecule: messenger RNA, 3765 nt
Organism: Anguilla rostrata (American eel)
Lineage: Eukaryota; Metazoa; Chordata; Actinopteri; Anguilliformes; Anguillidae
Gene: gzf1
Product: GDNF-inducible zinc finger protein 1
Exons: 5
Coding region: 161-2806 (881 amino acids)
Biological process (GO): regulation of transcription by RNA polymerase II
Cellular component (GO): nucleus
Molecular function (GO): protein binding; DNA-binding transcription factor activity, RNA polymerase II-specific
Source: RefSeq, a predicted model, not a curated record
UCAGGGAAAUGUGCAUAUGUUUAUCUGGUCUUACCGAUGUAGUCCAGCGUAGUGUUGAAACGACGUGCUUUUGUUUAAAAAUAUGUUCGCAAUGGCACUGCUGAACUAGUGCAAAUUAGCAAACUGUGCUUUUGAAAAUAAUCCAACACCGCGCCAUUGCAUGGCGUGUGGAAUCAUGGGGGACUCUUUAGUCCAGCUCGCGUCAAAUUUCUACCAUGAGAAUUUGCUGGGGGAGAUGCAGCAGCUGAGACUGACAGGCCACCUGUGUGACAUCACGGUCCAGGUGGACUUCGAGGGCGAGCUAGAGGAGUUCGAGGCGCACCAGCUGAUCCUGGCGGCUUCCAGUGGCUACUUCAAAGGCAUCCUUCUCGGCAAGGACCCGCCCCCCGCGAAAAUCUUCCUGGGGACCGUGCCCCCGUCCGACUUCGGCAGGUUCCUGGAGUUCGCGUACACCGCUAAGCUGGAGGUGGAGAGGUCGAAGACGGGCGACAUUUUGGAAAUGGCCAAGCUGCUGCAGUGCCGGGACCUGGCGGAAGCGUGCCGACGGGCGGGCGGGCCGGGGACGGGCGCCGCGGGCGACCCAAACGCGCCGCAGAUCGACGUCCUGCUGCGGGACGGCCAGUCGACCGAUGCCCUGGAACACGACCCCGUGGCAGGUCUCCUGGCAACGGACCUGCUGGAGGACGGUUUGGGCGCGGAGAUGGGCGGGGAGUCGGCCCUGACGGAGAAGCCCCGCCCCCUGAAGAGGGGGCGGAAGCAGGGUGAGGGGAAGUCGGCGGCGGCGGCGACGGGGUCGGUGGGGUCGGGCCGGAGGCAGAGCAACAGGCUGGCGGGCCGCAGGGUGGCGGUGGACCCCCCCAAAAAGAAGUACCUGAGGAAGCUGAAGGCUCAGCGCAAGGCUCCAGAGCCGAUGGUGGCGCCAGACCCCGUGGAGGGGGCUCCAGGUGGGGAGGGGGUCCCAGAAGGGGAGGGGCCCCUGGGCGGGACUGCGGAUGGGUCUGGGAGCUCCAGGGGGGGUGGCGCUGAGAUGGGGGGGGAACCUCCAGAGCCGGCGGACUUCGCCGACGAUUACCAGGGCCCGGCGGAACACGACCCCAGCGAGUCGGACUUUCAGAUCGAAGAGGACGAGGAGAAGGAGGAGGAGGAGGAGGAAGAGGAGGAGGAGGAGGGGGGGCGCAGCAGAGGGGAGAAGAGGAAGAGGAACGGGCAGUUCCAGUGCGAGAAGUGCCAGCGCUCCUUCCACUACGAGAAGAGCUACCUGAAGCACAUCUCGGCGAGCCACGGUGAGCAGCCGGAGGUGACGUACCGCUGCGCCACCUGCGCCCAGACCUUCGCCAACCGCUGCAACCUGAAGAUCCACGAGCGGCACGUGCACAGCGACGAGCGCCUCUUCCCCUGCAGCGUCUGCGGCAAGGCCUUCAAGCGCAAGAAGGACGUGAAGCGCCACUGCCGCCAGGUGCACGAGGGCGGCGGCGACCGGCACGCCUGCCCCGUCUGCGCCAAGAGCCUGAGCUCCAAAACCGCCCUGGUGCUGCACCAGCGCACCCACACCGGGGACCGGCCCUACCACUGCACCGACUGCAGCGCCAAGUUCUCCCAGAGCUCCGCCCUCAAAACGCACCGCAGGACACACACCGGUGAGAAGCCGUUCUCCUGUGACCAGUGUGAUGCGCGGUUCACACAGAAUCACAUGCUGUCCUACCACAAGCGCUGCCACACAGGUUACCCUGGGCUUGCAGGAGAGAGGCCCUACAGCUGUGAGGAGUGUGGGAAGCAGUUCACCCAGCUGAACGCCCUGCAGCGGCACAACCGCAUCCACACCGGGGAGAAGCCCUACAUGUGCAUGCUCUGCAACCGCACCUUCACGGACAAAUCCACCGUCCGCCGCCACACCAUGACCCAUGACAAAGACACCCCAUGGAAGAACUACCUGGUGAUUCUGGAGGGAAACAUGGAGGGGGGGCGCAAGGUAACCAAGCGUGGAGGGGGCGGGGCCAAAGACAAGGAGUCAUCGUCCUCCUCAUCAAGGCCUGCGGUGGCAGGGGGGAGCGGUGAGGGGGCGGGGCAGGAGGGGCCGGGGCCGGAGGGUAAACAGGCGGACGGGGGUGCGGGGGUGGCGCAGGUGCAGCCGGUGACGCUCUCCGGGGAGUGGACCAGCACCAGUCACGGCGCCAUCACGCUGGUCAGCCACACCUCGCUGGCCGGCUUCACCCUCAUCCAGACCGAGCUGCCCGCUGCCCAGCUGCAGCCCGUCGUGGGGCCGGACUCCACCGGCAUGGCCGCCACUCAGGUCAUCUCCCUGGAAACGCCCGGCGUCGCCGUGCCGCUGCAGGUCCCGGUCUCAGUCUCCGCCCCGCUGUCCAUCCACGUCCCUGGCUCCGCCCCCUUUACCGUUCCCAUCUCCGUCUCCCUCCCCGCCCCCGCACCAACUUCCCUCUCGGCCGCAAUUUCAGAUCCACUUCCUGUCCCUGAGUCAACUCCACUUCCUGUCCCUGAGGCAACUCCACUUCCUGUGUCCGUUUCACUUCCUGUUCCUGUGUCCGCUUCACUUCCGGUUCCUGUGUCGGCUCCACUUCCUGUUGCUGACACUGUGGCUCUGUCCGUGUGUGGGCCCGUGUCCGUCUCUGGGGACGUGUGCGUCUCCGUGUCUCCAGAGCUCAAUGCCAUGCAAGACCAGCCCCCCAUCGUCACCUCCGACCCCUCCCCCUCAUGCGGCGGCCAUCUUGGUGGGACAGAGGACGUGACCUUGGAGACUGUAGACAUGGAAACCAUGGAGGUGACCACUGAAGACACGCCCAGCUCUUGAGCUGCACGUUCGGCAGUUUUGGGGAUUAAAUCUAGUUCUCUCUACAAAACAGGACUUUGCUGAACUCCUUAGGAAAAGAGAAAAAAUGUUUUUUGUUUUUCCCGAGUGCUACGGAUUGUUUUGUUUCUUUUGUUUAAUUCAAACCGUAGAAGUAAUUUAGAAGAUGAAAUCAUGAGCCUUAAUCUUUCCAAGAUGAGUGGGAUGGCUGCGUUUGAGCUGUGAUGACGCAUGCCAAACCACUGUCCUCUGGUACUACGAAUGUUGAGUUUAAUUUUUUUCUGCAAGUCCACAAAGCAGGUUUAUUUUCCCUCCUGAAGGAACGAUCAUAUGAAGCCCAUGGUAGUGAAGCUGGUCGUGCUGGCUGCUCACUGAUAAACUACAGGAAUAAUGCACACGAUAGGUGUGUCAGAACUGUGGUUUUUUAGUUUACCAGCUUAUUACCAGUCCGAGUGUCAGUUACAGCACAGGUAAAAAAAAGCCAGAUGCUCCAGGUACUGAGGGCUCUGCUCUGUCAGACAUUCUGCACUCUGUUAAUAAUGCCAUCUGUCCCAGCCAGAGGGCGAAAACAAACAAACGCUUCUAACAGCAGAAAUGAUCUGUUAAGGUUUUAAAACAAAAGCUUUUCUCAUUUCAUGAAGAUCAUACAAGAGGAAUUAGUUUCUGACAAAAAAAUGUAGAACUAUUAAUUGCAAGUAUAGUGGUAUUUUUUAAGAUGAAAGGACAGAAGAAAGUGCAACAACUUUUAUGCAAAUGCAGUUAUCUUAAAAUACCACUGAAUUGAUGGUGAUUGAUGUAUGAUUAACUGGCUGGGUGCAGUUUAUUUUUGUCCCAGGAUGUACGGUUUGAUGGUUCUGCUGGAUGUGUAACACCAGAUAUAGUACUGCUGAAGAGAAUAUGUAGUGGUUUUCCUGAAAAACCGAAUAAUAAAAUCGUGUUUUCCCUUGGGGGUGUAAACAUAA